UUCCAGUUGGUGCUGGUUCUAACAAAAUGCGAUUUCCAUAGUCUUUCUUUCUCACUUCCAUUCCAAUCCUAAUUAUUUGUCGCUCUUUCUUCCCUUCCAGUCCAUUCUUUCUCUUCUUCCCAUACAACCCCCGUACAUGCAGUCAGGGGAACCCCCUAUAUACACUCCCUGAAACAAACAACCCCGGCCUCCCCCUUUUGCGUCGCAUUGCAUCGCGUUACAUCGCAUCGCGUCUGUUCUUUUAUACCCUGGAUAUCCUCAUCGCGGUUUCAACCGGAUCCAGACCAUUUCAAAGAAAAACAAAAUGACAUCAUCGGCAUUAACACUAUUUCCUCGCGACGACGAGAAGCCCGUCAGUAACUUCACCAAGAGUGGAGUGCCGGGAAUUAUUAUCGGGGUAGUCGUCUUUAUCGCACUAUGCAUUUGCUGCUUCUUCCUCUAUCGCAAUCGACGACGAGAUACCCGCGAGGCCAAGUCGGCUCAGACGUGGAAUGACGAGGGGCAUGCAUAAGGGAUUACACUGAUCGGGGGAUGGGAUGGUCUGGUUGGUUGCUGUUUGGGAAGAUUCACAUUGUGUAUGGGGUCUGGGUAUAAUACUGUACUUUGAUGUUUGUUUUAUGUGGGUUGCUGCAUGUUUUUUUCUGGCUAUCACUUUCUUUGAUAUUCUGCGUUUGAUGCUCUAUUCGAUGCGCCUGGGGCGAUUAUGACUUCGAUACCAAUUUCAGGUCCGAAUGCACUAUUUUUGAAGAAUGAAUUGCUGUAAUGGGUCACGGAGCGCGU
This is a messenger RNA of Aspergillus glaucus CBS 516.65, 780 nucleotides long. RefSeq lists its product as uncharacterized. Bases 305 to 511 code for a protein of 68 amino acids. The record is from RefSeq and is a predicted model, not a curated record. Lineage: Eukaryota; Fungi; Ascomycota; Eurotiomycetes; Eurotiales; Aspergillaceae. The transcript is spliced from 2 exons.